Drosophila busckii is the source of this 1647-nucleotide messenger RNA. It is a transcript of the gene Scgalpha, whose product is annotated as epsilon-sarcoglycan. NCBI's taxonomy places the organism in Eukaryota, Metazoa, Arthropoda, Insecta, Diptera, Drosophilidae. The coding region runs from base 155 to 1486 and encodes 443 amino acids. Gene Ontology annotation, cellular component: membrane; sarcoglycan complex. The record is from RefSeq and is a predicted model, not a curated record. The transcript is spliced from 5 exons. Gene Ontology annotation, molecular function: calcium ion binding.
CAUUUGUUGUUAUUGCGCGUGCGCCAGUUGGAAUCUUGCUCUCGCUCCCAAUUGGAUACACACUAACGGAAUUUUCAGCAACGCACACGGCGUCUAUUUUGUAAAGCAAAAUGUUUAUGUAAAAUUAAAUCAAUCAAAGUUAAUUAAAAUCAAAAUGGAGCUAAUAUUAAUUUUUUUGGCAACGCUGGCUGUGGUCAGUGGUCAGUACGUAUCUCAUCUGCAGCUGCAAUCGAAUGUGGGGCAACUGUUUAACUAUAAAAUCGAGCCGCAGCUAUUUAAUUGGACACACCAGGUUAUAAGCGAACAGUUUCGCUAUAGACCAUCGUUGCAGCAAUCUCCAGAUCUGCCCAGUUGGAUGCGUUACAUGUAUAGUAAUGAAUAUCAUGCGGGUUUUCUUUACGGCACCCCGCCGGAUGAUGCGGCCGGAACUAUGGUGAAUUUGGAUGUAGUGGCCUUGAAUAGUCAAAACUACGAAACACGGCAGGUGCUUAUCGACUUGUUUGUGUCACACAAGUUUCAGCCGCCAAACAUAGUUCAAAUGAAAAUUGAUAACUUAAACUGGGUGCACUUAAUGGAUCCAGGGCGAGUGGAGAACUUGCGUAAUAUAUUUCGCAAGGAUUUGUGGCCAGAUAGCAAAGAGGAUCUGAGCAUUGUCUUUAUGGAAUCGGCCGUCAAUUUAGGUGGCCGCUUGCCGUUGCGCCCGCAACAGCGCGAAGGUGUGGUGGUGCAUGUUGGCAGCUUCUCCAAGUUUUCAUCACGUCUCCAGGAGCUGCAGGAGGAAGUCCGUCCAUUGUAUAAACUGUCAUCAUGCACAUAUAAGCGCACAUCAGUGCAGAAGAUAUUUGAAAACGUAGGCUUCAAACUCGACUGGUGCGCGUUCAAGAUGGUUGGUAUCGAAUCACCCACAGAAGUGCUUUAUCAUAAUAACUAUGCCAAUGCGCAUCAAAGUGAACCUCAGCAACCAGAUGAAAACGUUCAUAGUGACCGCUGGGUUUCCGUUUCUCGUGACGAUGUGCCUAAUCGCAAUUACAUUGACGAGUUUGCCUUUGCCUUUGCCAUACCCGGCGUAAUCUUAGCCGUGCUUGUGGGCAUGUUGUCGGCUAUACUCUGUUUUAAGCAUCGCAAGUUUUAUGAUCCACAAUCCGAGUUUUUCUUUGCCAACAUUUUUCACAUGUGCGAAGAGCAGCUUUCUCGCAGUGUUUCUGAUGAGGAAUCGGAAAGCUCCCUUAGUACUGACGAUCCCAUGUCAUCCCCUAUUGAAAUGAUUAAGUGCUUAGACACUACGCCGCUGCAUCCCAUGUCAACAUUGAAGUGUCUCAAGGAUCCCGAUUUUCUCUUGGACGAUUGUAGCCUGCGCUCGCUGAGCCCAAUCAAUAGUUUGUAUCAAUUGGACUUUGACUUUGACUUGGAUUGCGGACAUUAUACGCGCCCUCUUCCGCCACCUUACCAAUGCGCCACCAUGGGUUGCAGCGAUCCGGAUAUAUGACAUUCAUCUCCUAGGGUGCUCUACUGCUAAAUGAAAGAAAUAUACAGCUUAUAUCGUCACUGCAGAUUAUCCAUAUAUCACAACAUAAUCACAUAAAAAUACUCAUGCAAUUACGUAUAUCAAUAAUAUCCUUCUGCCUGUUAUAUGCAUAUUAUUAGUUG